Molecule: messenger RNA, 1204 nt
Organism: Cyprinus carpio (common carp)
Lineage: Eukaryota; Metazoa; Chordata; Actinopteri; Cypriniformes; Cyprinidae
Gene: slc48a1b
Product: heme transporter hrg1-A
Biological process (GO): heme transport
Cellular component (GO): lysosomal membrane; plasma membrane
Molecular function (GO): heme binding; heme transmembrane transporter activity
Source: RefSeq, a predicted model, not a curated record
UCACUUUUGCUCUUGUGCUUUAACGUUACCUCGGCGAAGAGCAACAAGAACACACGGCGGGUUAUGGAGCAGUAAAUGUGUAUCGAUCGUUUGAGGCGGUCUUACUUUCCUUCAUAAAAGCCCGGUGAAUGACAUUCAUCAGCUGUUGCUGCAGCUGGAUCAACGCUGUCUCCAGGUUUGGAUUUGACGGCAAGAAUGGCGAUCAAUAAGACAUAUUUAAGCGUGGGCUACUCGUGUGUUGGGAUGUUGAUGGGAUUUUCGGCGUUUCUGGUGUGGAACAUCGCUUACAAACAGCCGUGGACAGCCGCGAUGGGUGGAUUAUCCGGAGUUUUGGCACUAUGGGCUCUGGUCACACAUAUAAUGUACCUUCAGGACUACUGGAGAACAUGGUUAAAGGGACUGAGGUUUUUCCUGGUUAUGGGCGUAAUUUUCUCUGUGUUGUCCAUCGCGGUGUUCAUCUCUUUCCUCUGUGUCGCCAUCUCCCGCAAAGAAUCCCUCACAGAUCCCACCAGUCUGUACCUGUCAUGUGUGUGGAGCUUCAUGAGUUUAAAAUGGGCGUUCCUGCUUUCUCUCUAUUCUCAUCGAUAUCGCAAAGAAUUUGCUGACAUCUCCAUCCUCAGUGACUUUUAAAUUUACACACAAUAACACACUCGUGCCCACAGACAAACAAGCAUACAAACAUACAUGCUUGGCUGUUGCCAUUUGAAAUGGACCAGGAACACUCAAUGACGAGAGAGAGCCAAGAAGCUUUAGUCUUUUCAGUACAUCAGUAGAAGACAUUAGUGCACCACUUCUCUCUCCUUUCUACUACUUGUCUGUCUACUUGUUGUCAGGCAGUCUAUCGUGGAUUAUGUUAGAUUGACGAGUUUGUUGAAGGAUGUCAUGCGAUUUUUAAAUUUUGCACUUUUUAAUAUCUAUGAUCAAAAACAACAUUUCUCAGCCUUUUCACUUUUCAGUAUGUAUGGUUUAUACUGUGCAUGUCUGAAUGAGGUAUUAAGAAGAGCCUUUUGUCUUUCUCCUUGCUGCUGCUCUCUUGAAUGUUUUUCGGCAGUCUCACUAUGAUAUAUGGACAAGUGAAAGGUUUUUGUUAAGCUGGUGUAUAUCACUAAAAGAUCAUUUUCUCCUGCUGUUGCAUAGCAUUUAGUUAACUAUCUAUUGAUUUCUAAAUAAGCACUUUAUUGUCUAUUAAAUGUGCUAUAACCAA